Closterium sp. Naga37s-1 is the source of this 161-nucleotide messenger RNA. Lineage: Eukaryota; Viridiplantae; Streptophyta; Zygnematophyceae; Desmidiales; Closteriaceae. The record is from the annotation of a GenBank genome assembly.
UGGCGCCUUUAACGGCGUGCGCGGCGGCAUGGGGCGUGGCGUUUUUAGACCCGUCCGACCCCAUGGAUUGUGGGAUCGCCGGGCAUCAGGGUGUUGAACAGCGGUGGCAUAGCAGGACCCAUCCCAGCCAGCAUCGACGCCCUCAUCGGACUCACCCACCU